CGUCUCCACCCAACACCAACACCAACCCCAUCCCUAAUCACAACCCCACCGAACCACGAGCACCAAAAAACCGAGAGCACCAAAGAAGGAAUCCAAGCUCUCUCUUUCUCCACCGCAGCCGCAGGGGACUCUGCCGGAGAAAAAGGCGUCCACUGGUGUGGUGAACCAAUCCCCCUCCCAAGCCCUCGAGAUCCGGAGUCGCUGAUUCGUCGCGCCCUGUCCGGUCCAGACACGAUCCAUCAACGGAUGGCUUCGAUUGCGCCGCCGCCGCCUUCGUCCGUCGCCGCGCUCCGCCGCCACCCGGUGCAGUUCUUGAGAGGCAGUGAUGUUUCCAAGGAGACAAAGGGAUCAGUUUCCUAUUCUUUUGUUGCAAAUUCAAGAAAUGCCAAUGUGAAAUCCGUGGGCCUGAGGGUUGCUGCAUCCUUGAAAAACAUCAGCAGUUUUCCAGAUGAAGGUUAUUUGGAAAAUGAUGACACGCUGUUGCCAAAGAGUACUUCUGUUCGAGGCCAGGACUAUCCAACCACAGACUCUGUUCUACCAACAGAUUCCAUUGUUGUGCCAGAAAUCAUUUCUACUGAUCUGUUUCGUGCUGUGGAUACAUUCUCGAACGAUAAUGAUGACACCGAACAUGAUUUGGAUAGCCCAACGGAGGGCUUCUCAUCUAUUUCUGAGGCUAUUGAGGACAUUCGGCAGGGAAAACUCGUGAUUGUCGUGGAUGAUGAAUCAAGAGAAAAUGAAGGGGAUCUUAUACUGGCUGCUUCUAUGGUUACUCCAGAGGCUAUGGCUUUUAUAGUAAGGUAUAGCACAGGAAUCGUGUGUGUUAGCAUGAAAGAAGAUGACCUGGAAAGAUUGAACCUUCCUUUGAUGGUUUCAACAAAGGAAAAUGAGGAAAAGCUCUGUACUGCAUUCACCAUUACUGUGGAUGCUAAAGAAGGCACGACGACUGGGGUAUCUGCAAAAGAUAGAGCAAAGACAGUCCUGACUCUUGCAUCUCCUCACUCAAAGCCUGAAGACUUCAACCGACCUGGCCAUAUUUUUCCUCUGAAGUACAGAGAGGGUGGUGUUCUGAAACGAGCUGGGCACACUGAAGCAUCUGUUGAUCUUGCUGUGCUGGCUGGGCUUCCUCCAGUUGGCUUACUCUGUGAGAUUGUGGAUGAGGAUGGCUCCAUGGCUCGCUUACCCAGGCUGCGUGUAUUUGCUGAACGGGAGAAUUUGAAGAUUGUAUCAAUUGCUGAUUUGAUUAGAUAUAGGAGGAAAAGGGACAGGCUAAUUGAACGGGCAUCUGUUGCACGCUUACCUUUGAGAUGGGGCAAUGUCCGUGCUUACUGCUACAGAUCUGUUAUUGAUGGAAUUGAGCAUAUUGCAAUGGUGAAAGGUGAGGUUGGAGAUGGUCAAGAUAUUUUGGUGAGGGUUCAUUCUGAGUGCCUCACAGGAGACAUUUUUGGAUCAGCAAGAUGUGAUUGUGGUGACCAGCUUUCAAAGUCAAUGGAGAUGAUUGAGAAGGCUGGAAGGGGUGUACUAGUUUAUCUUCGUGGACAUGAAGGAAGGGGCAUUGGUCUGGGUCACAAGCUUCGUGCUUAUAACCUCCAAGAUGAUGGCCGUGACACAGUGGAGGCAAACGAGGAACUAGGAUUGCCUGUGGACUCAAGGGAAUAUGGGAUUGGUGCACAGAUAUUACGCGACCUAGGAGUCCGUUCAAUGAAGUUGAUCACCAACAAUCCUGCAAAAUACGUUGGCCUCAAGGGCUACGGAUUGAGCAUUGUGGGUAGGGUUCCCUUGGUAACUCCAAUAACCACUGAGAAUCGGAGAUACCUGGAAACUAAAAGAUCGAAAAUGGGGCAUGUGUAUGGAGUAGCCAAUGGUCAGGUUAACCAUCCGACCACAGGCAACAGCACAGAUGAGAAGCACUAGGCCAAAUGGACUUGCUUCCUUUUUUUUCUUUUUUCUUUUUGAAGAAACGCAGUACAGAGACGCAGACGUUCAUAUUCUUCUUUGGUGAAGUUCACCAGAUCAUUUCACUCCACAUGUUCCAACUGAAUUGUUUUUAGGUCAUCAUUUGUUGAAAGAUGGAUAUUUGACAAAUAAUGUUAAUAAAUUGUAUUUCCUUUUCCCUGCAAA
Messenger RNA from Brachypodium distachyon (stiff brome), 2118 nucleotides. RefSeq names its product probable bifunctional riboflavin biosynthesis protein RIBA 2, chloroplastic. Gene Ontology annotation, biological process: riboflavin biosynthetic process. Gene Ontology annotation, molecular function: GTP cyclohydrolase II activity; 3,4-dihydroxy-2-butanone-4-phosphate synthase activity. Gene Ontology annotation, cellular component: chloroplast. The transcript has 7 exons. The coding region runs from base 247 to 1911 and encodes 554 amino acids. NCBI's taxonomy places the organism in Eukaryota, Viridiplantae, Streptophyta, Magnoliopsida, Poales, Poaceae. The record is from RefSeq and is a predicted model, not a curated record.